Messenger RNA from Aspergillus ibericus CBS 121593, 1536 nucleotides. Its product is annotated as putative PHD finger domain protein. Gene Ontology annotation, biological process: regulation of DNA-templated transcription. The transcript has a single exon. The record is from RefSeq and is a predicted model, not a curated record. Gene Ontology annotation, cellular component: nucleus; Rpd3L-Expanded complex; Rpd3L complex. Bases 198 to 1451 code for a protein of 417 amino acids. Lineage: Eukaryota; Fungi; Ascomycota; Eurotiomycetes; Eurotiales; Aspergillaceae.
AGCGCCAUCAUCUUGCACAUGCACAGAUCCAUCGAUUUUCCAUCUCCUACGACUUCGCUGUGAUUUACCCCACUGUGAUUCCGAAAUUCAUCUCGCAAAUCCUCGUCCACGCCCAUCCGAUUGCGGUCCGGAGCCCCCGAUAGCGGCAUCGUAUCUGGCCCGACCGGAACGGGAACUACAAUCAGUGAACGCGCAAGAUGUCGCAGGGCCAGGACGACCCCGCGGCGGUUCUGGAACUGUUCGUCCACGAUGUGGCGAACCUCCCCGCUGAGAUCAACCAUCUGAUGGAGGAAAUCCAAGCCAAGGAUAAGAUCAUCCAGGAAUGCCGCACAACCAUCAACUCCCGCGACACUAGUCUCCAGAAGUUCAUCAAACUAAACGGCAGCUUAACCCCCAACCCGAAGGAGGAACAAUACGGAAAGGCCAUAUUACAGAAUCUUGACAAGUCACAACAGUUGCAGGAUGAAAAGAUUCAGCUGAGUGAGAAAGCGUGUGUGUUGCUGGACCGACACAUCAGGAAGUUGGAUAUCGCCAUCCACAAGCUGCAGAGCAACGGCAUGCUCUCGAACGACCCUCCUUUCCCUUCCCUCUUCAACAACAAAGAUCAGUAUCGCGAUCCGCCCAAGAUCUUCUUCCCCGAUUCCACCGUCGAGAACUCCUCCUUUUCCUCCGCCCUCAAUGGCUCCGCGAAUGCCAAUGUCAUACUAGGCGCCACUCAAAGACUGAACACUCUGGGCCGGAACAUCGCCGCUGUCGGGCUGAACUCCCCGAAUGCUGCGCGAAGUUCCGCCCCGGCAACACCCUCCGGUACAAUCCAUUUCCAACGACAGCAGCGAGAGUCCUCGGCCGGCGCAGUGGAAACCAAACGGCGACGUCUCAAUACUUCACUAGGCACGCUCCCUGCGGCAUCCUCAAACCUCCGACAAUCCUCUCUAGGCCCUGGCACACCCAAGGCCGGAACCCCAGCCUCUAGUCGUGCGGGCAGCGCUGGACCGCGCUCGUCAGCCUCGACGAAGAAAGCCUUAACCAAGAAGGUGGCGCCGCAUCAGCAACUCAAGAAGAUCAAAGCCUCCGGGCUCAAUGGAAAGCACACGAAGCGGUCAUCAAGCGCAAGCGGUCGCCUCAAGAUCAGCGGGACCAAAAAGUCCCCGUCUGCCCUUGGGGGAGACGAGGACGAGGACGACUCCAUGCUCAGCAGCGCCGACAUCUCCGACUCGGAGAACGCCGACGACAGCAGACGAGAUGACGACCUGGACGACGAGGAAGAAGACGAAGGCAACGAAGAUACCAAGGUGUAUUGCACAUGUCGCAGCGUCAGCCACGGCGACAUGGUUGCAUGUGAUAACGAGGACUGUGAGUUCGAAUGGUUCCACUGGAAGUGCGUGGGCUUGACCCGAGAGCCAGUCGGGAAAUGGUACUGCCCUCAAUGUUCUGCCAAAUUGCAAGCUUAGUUAUAUAGUUAUACCCCUUUUAUCUGUAUUAUAAUGACCCUAUAUUAACGACCCUUCAAUCUGAACAUGGCAUUCAGCGAUAAAG